Zootoca vivipara (common lizard) is the source of this 9034-nucleotide messenger RNA. It is a transcript of the gene ARHGEF9, whose product is annotated as Cdc42 guanine nucleotide exchange factor 9. The record is from RefSeq and is a predicted model, not a curated record. Lineage: Eukaryota; Metazoa; Chordata; Lepidosauria; Squamata; Lacertidae. Gene Ontology annotation, molecular function: protein binding; guanyl-nucleotide exchange factor activity.
GGUGGGAAGUUUCUCAACAGCCAGCGAGUAGCAGUUCUGAGGCCAGACUGCCUUGCUUUCCGACGCGAGCCCCGGGACAACCGGCUGCCUCUGAGGAACCAGCCUUACAGAUUAAGGCUUCCCGCGUUCUCAAAUUCACACGCAUGUGCCCCCCCCCCCAACUCGUGUGAAUCUUUACGGAUAGCGGCGGCAGCUGCAAUUGCUCCACGCUUCUUGCUCGACGUGUCUCCGCAAGCCCAGAGCAGCCUCUUUCUCUCUCCGGUUUCUGAUUCUCCCGCAACUUUGCGCGUCAGCUUGGCCUGGGAAAAAACGGCAAGGAAAAGGAGGCGGAGAAAAAUAAUAGUACUUUUUUUAAAAAAAAGUUAAAGCACGUUUUGCAAAGCAGUGAAAAGUAGAUUCAGCUAGGAGGAGGAGGAAGGGUGUACAGCUGUCUGUGUUGGUUUUCGGGUUGCGGAAACUGCCCUUGGUAUUCGGAUUCCUUUUUGCAGCGGCGGGGAGAGAACGGCCGCGCUUUGGGAACGGAGGAAAUUCCCUCCGCUACGAGGCGGCGGCGGCGAAACCAGACGGCAGCUGCGGGGAAGCCGCUAGAGCCUGCUCCUCUGGAAUGAGGAACCAGCUGGCGCCUUUCUUUGACACCAGCCUCGGCAGGCCGCGCCAGGACCGCGUGCGGAGGAGCCGCGCAAAACUUGACAAGCUCUGCAGAACGUAAGCAUCUGGUGGUGAUGGAGCUGUGACAUUUGGACGUUGGAUUUGUUACCUGGAAGUAUGGAAUUCGGUGACAGCUGCCAACAUGGUUGCUCUAGGCCAGUUCCAAAUGGAUAUGGAAACAAGAUUUUUCAAACUAAUCAAAAGGAAAGAUCCAGUGAUUUUAAGCGUUCUAAUUCUUGUGAUUUCAAUGAUGAUGAAAAGGAGGAUGGAGCCAAGCAUAAGAAGAAGACCAAGGGCAGUCGGAUUUGGAAUUUUGUCAACCUCAAGAAAGCAUCCUCCAUGAAUUCCAGGAGACCCCAGUCCAUGAUCCUCUUUGGAGAUAAUACCGAGAUCUUGGAGCAAAAUCGUAAGAUGUCCUUAAUGGAAAGGGUGAGGUCUUUCAAGAAGCUAAGAUCAUCUGGUAUGGCCAAGAGUAUGUCCAAAACCAAGGCUGUUAUUAUCUCUGUGGAAGCUCAGGAAGAUCUUGAGCAAAAAGCACUUCACCGAAUUAAGAAGCUAAGUAACAAUCAGCGUCCAUACCGCCAUUCCUAUGCAGGCCAUAUUGAGGAUUUGGAUUCUUCUUUUGAAGAUGUCGAGGUGAAUAGUUGCGUGCUAGAUAUCGCUGCCAGUGAAAUUAAAUGGCACAAGAAUUUUGGCACUGAAAUAAACAGCGACAGUACUGAUAAUGACUGUCACAACAUGCCAUUGGCUCAGAGGUGCAUGGCUCCAGAAUGUGAGAAUUCUCAGGAAUCUGGUGUUGCACAAGGGGGCCCUCAAAGGAGAUGUUCUGUGGCUGCUUCUGAGACUAAAAAAGGAAGAAGUUCUGGGGUCUGGAGUUACAUCAAAGGGAUUUCAUUGACCAGCAAGGAUAGUGAAAAGCUGCCCAACAUAAGCAGGGAACCCAAUUUUCAGGACAUGGGAAAUGCAACAGAUGAUCCCACUUCUUAUUUUGACUUUGAUGUGGGAUGUGAGGAGAGUGUUGGCCAGUCUCAAAGGGUUAAGGGGGGCCACUUUGGUGGGGUUUUUCGAUUCUUCAACAGCUUUGCUAGGAAAUGGCGGGGCUCUUCGAAAGAACAAAGGCCAAACUCCAGUUCCAGACGCCGAAGGCAGGAAUCAACUCCUCACCGGCAGCCUCUGGUCAUCAUAAAUGAUAAAGCCAGCAGUUUCUCUUCCCCAGGAUUGUCUCUGGAUUCCGGAAUCUGGGAUAACCGUAGUUCAAAAAGUUCCGCUGGUAAAGGGCCACCCCAGGAAAGCACAGAUGCCGAUAAUUCCCAUGAAGUCUUCAGUGAGAAUAGCAGUUUCAAUGAAGUUUCACCCCCUGCCAUAAGUUUGACAGCUUUUUGUCAAACAGGCUUUCUCAGUGACUGUUCAUUUCUUGAUGUGCCCCAGGUCCAAGAGCCACUUCUUGAAAAAGUAGACAACUGGGGCUUAAGUGCUGCUCCAGUAGGCACCUGGGUAUUAGAGUCUUGGGUAGAAGGCAAUACUGAACACUCUGCUGAUACCCCAGUGGACCCCAAUAGCUUCGAUAUUAGUGAUUUAAAGACUCAGGAUUUGACUAAGAUGGAUGUUAGGGAUAUCAAAAAUGCUUCUCUAAAUUAUGAAGGGUUUUGCAACACUGAGCUGGAUUUGGAGGUUUUUUGUAAAACUGAUGAGGGUACACCAGGCCUAAGCAUUGUAUCAGAGGAUGUUAAUGUUGUACCAUGUAGUGUUGUUGAUGCUCCAGAUGAUGGUCUGGCUUGUCCUGUAGUAGAUGCUAGAGCUCUCCAUAGGGCUGCAGCAGAUGCAGAGCACCUGGUGAGAAUUUCACGAAUUAGCGCAGACCUGGAGCUGAUGACACCAGCAGAUAUCACAGAUGCUGGGACUAUAUUAGCACAUAGCCAGAUCCUGGAGAGUUUUCCAAAGGAUGGACAGCCCUUGGCUACUGUACAAGCAGACAGCCAAGAUUUAGCAAGGACUCGAGUAGAUGCCCAUAAUUCAGAAAUUUAUCCUGUGGAUACUGAGAACAUUAGUACUACUCUGUCUGCUUCUCAAGGUUUGUGCAGCAUCUUGGAGGAUGUUCACAACCCUUGUGCAUCUGCUUCUUUAUGCUGCCAAAGCUACAGCCAGCAAGUGCCAGAUCGGGAGAAUUUUCCCAUCAAAAUGAACGGAGACACCUUCCAAUUACAUCCAGAUCCGGUGUGGAAAGCUCGCAAAGCGCAACGCCCCAAAUGCAGGGGAGUUCAUCAUCCAGUUCAGAUGAGUGUGUGUACAAUUGUCCCCUUCGCUGAAUUCAACAGUGCAAAGCCGCUGUCCCACCCAACUCAUCCAUCACCAGAAUCUCCACCUUUCAAACUCCUCUUGGACAGAUGCCAGUCUGUGCCACUCUCCCAAAGUACCCCAAUGGGGCUGGAUCAGCUUGGCCGGCAGCGGAAGUUGCUGUUGAGUGCUGGUGCUGAGAGUGAUCUGGGGUCAAAAACCUUGGAGGUACAUCGUGCUGGGAAGAAUGGCAGGCGUAGAUGGAGACCUCUCAAGCCUGGAGGGGAGCAGUUGCUACUCAAUAAACUGAUCAGUGGCGGUUCUAUUGUAAGCGCUGAGGCAGUAUGGGAUCACGUCACCAUGGCCAACCGGGAGUUGGCGUUUAAAGCAGGAGACGUUAUCAAGGUCCUGGAUGCCUCCAACAAGGACUGGUGGUGGGGACAGAUCGAUGAUGAAGAAGGAUGGUUUCCUGCCAGCUUUGUAAGGCUAUGGGUCAACCAGGAAGAUGGUGUUGAGGAAGGGACGAGUGAAGUACAGAAUGGGCACCUGGACCCAAAUGCUGCUGACUGCCUUUGUCUCGGGAGGACCCUCCAGAACCGAGACCAGAUGAGAGCCAAUGUCAUUAAUGAAAUCAUGAGCACGGAGCGCCACUAUAUCAAACACCUGAAGGACAUUUGUGAGGGUUACCUGAAGCAAUGUCGGAAGAGAAGAGACAUGUUCAGUGAUGAACAGUUGAAGAUAAUAUUUGGCAACAUCGAAGACAUCUACCGGUUUCAGAUGGGCUUUGUCAGGGACUUGGAGAAGCAGUACAACAAUGAGGACCCCCAUCUCAGUGAAAUUGGGCCAUGUUUUCUGGAGCAUCAAGAUGGCUUCUGGAUCUACUCAGAGUACUGCAACAAUCACUUGGAUGCGUGCAUGGAGCUAUCCAAACUAAUGAAAGAUGGCAGAUACCAGCACUUCUUUGAAGCAUGCCGCCUCUUGCAGCAGAUGAUAGACAUUGCCAUUGAUGGUUUCCUUCUGACACCUGUGCAGAAGAUCUGCAAAUACCCACUGCAGCUGGCAGAGCUGUUGAAGUACACUGCACAGGACCACAGUGAUUACAGGUAUGUAGCUGCAGCUCUUGCCGUUAUGCGGAAUGUGACUCAGCAGAUAAACGAGAGGAAAAGGAGACUGGAAAACAUUGACAAGAUUGCUCAGUGGCAGGCCUCUGUUCUGGACUGGGAGGGGGAGGACAUCUUGGAUCGCAGCUCUGAGCUGAUCUAUACAGGAGAGAUGUCCUGGAUUUAUCAGCCGUAUGGACGAAGCCAGCAGCGUGUCUUCUUCCUCUUCGAUCAUCAGAUGGUUCUCUGCAAAAAGGACCUGAUAAGGAGAGACAUCCUGUACUACAAAGGACGCAUUGACAUGGAUCGGUAUGAGUUUUUGAAUAUCGAAGAUGGAAGGGAUGACGACUUUAAUGUCAGCAUGAAGAAUGCCUUCAAGCUUCGCAACAAGGAGACGGAUGAAAUGCACUUAUUUUUUGCCAAGAAGCUGGAGGAAAAACUGCGGUGGUUGAGAGCUUUCCGGGAGGAGAGAAAGAUGGUGCAAGAAGAUGAAAAGAUAGGUUUUGAAAUUUCUGAAAAUCAGAAACGGCAGGCAGCAAUGACAGUAAGGAAAGUCAGUAAACAGAAAGGUGUUGGCUACUCUCGAUCAGUUCCUCCAGCCUACCCACCACCCCAGGAUCCACUAAAUCAGGGACAAUACAUGGUGACCGAUGGCAUAGCCCAACCCCAGGUCUACGAAUUCAACGAACCCAAACGCAGCCAGUCACCAUUCUGGCAAAACUUCAGCAGGUUAACGCCAUUCAAAAAAUAAUAUAUAGAGUGAGAUGGAGAAUUUUAAAAUAAAUUUUAAAAAAUGCUUAAAAAUAUUUAAAAAAUAUAUAUUUAUAGAUGGACCUUUUUUUGGAGAAGCACUGUUGCAACUUAAAAAUACCAUAUAGAUAUAUAUAGAUAUAGAUAUAUAUAUAUAGAUAUAUGUAUAUAUACAGACAUGCAUAUAUACAUAUACAUACAUAUAUAUGUAUAUAUAUUUGAAGGACCAAAAACCUUUUUGUUGUUGUUGUUUUGGGGAGGCAGUCUCUGCUACUAUAUUCUAAGUAGCACCAAGUACUUCUGAUCAUGUAACCUGCUUUAUUUUGGCACCAUUGGAACCAUUGUUGUUACUGUUGUUCUUUUCUUAUAUAUAUAAUUUGUUUUGUUGUCUCAGAAUCGUCUCCCGGGAUGAUUUCUUGUUCAUUGUGCAUUCCCUCCAUUGACAUGUUCCAUCCAGCGCCACACUGGUGUAUAUUUCCUUUGGGGUUUUAUUUAUAGAUAACCUUCUCUUAGAAGGGGGUUGGGCGCAUGGUGAGAAAAGAAAAGAAAAGAAGUGUCUGUUCCUACAUCUCAUUCCCACAGCCCACCAUGGAUGCAACCUGUUCCUGUCUGAGCACCAUUGAGAAAGGAAUGAGAGGCCUCAUUUGCUUCAAUGGGAUGUGCUCAGAUUGUGUGCCGGGGCGAUUGUACCACACACAUUGAAUGCUGACUUAAAACAAGACAACAACUGCAUUUUAUCUCCCCACAUUCUUCUGUUCUGAGUCCAUGCUCCAUUGUGCACUGUAUAAUAUGCUGCUCAGUACUUCUGUUGCUUUUUAAUGUUGGGUAGAGGGAUUCUGGACAUGAGACCCUUCUGCUCCGCAAACUCCACUAGUUUCCCAGGUAAAUGGAGGUUGGAAAGCAGAAGCACCUGUUGGACUGUGUCCCAGGUGUGCAGGAUGGUAAGAGGGCAUCCAACUCUUUAUUAUGCAAAUAAUUAUGUCAGUUUAGCUGAUGUUGUUGCAUUUUUUAAAUUGCACUCCCCCCUCCCCUUCUUCUUACUCUGUGGUUAGAGCAUAGCUUCAUCUUUUUUUAACUCCCCUAGUAAUAUCCUUAGGGUUGUUCCCAUUUUGUUUAUAUAUUUUAUUGCAAACAAGUUUUCCCUUUGAUUCUACCAUUUUCUGUUUUAUUUUUUUUAUCUGAAAGAUUUGCCAGUUACAGUGCCCCAUGCUCUAUUUAUACAACCUACAGACUCAAACCAAUGUGCAGAAAAGAGUUUGUGGGUCCAUAUCCCAUAUCCAAGAUUAGAACCAAAUGGCUCUUAGGACCUCCCCACCCUCCCACUCCCAGAACUGGCCACUUUCCCCAUCAAGGAGACCUACUGAUUCUGCCAUAUGUAGUGUGGCUUUUAUGCACCAUUGGUUACUGUUUAGAGAUGCAUUUUCCCCAGUGAAGACAAACUAUUAUAUGGACCUUUGUGUCUGACCUGUUUCAUUUGUCCCUAGUUAUAGCCUUAGGUCUCUAACUACCAUGCACAGCAUUAGCCAGUAAUAAUGAGCUAUUAGCUGUAGGAUCAUUGCCUUAGUAAUCAGAAGCAUUUCCCCCAUUGUUAAGGUAUCAAAUCCAUGGAAGGAGCUUAGUGCUGCAUAUAUGAACAGACCUGCAAUGCUUAUUUGAACCGAGGAAUGUGCUGAGCCUGACAAAGCUAAUAGCUUGGUGAUGAUUCUCAUACAGGUUAUAGCAGUUGUUCAGCAAACAGGCAUCACUGUCAGUAUCCAACCUCUCUCUGCCUUUCUGUCUUCCCACUCUUUUUCCCCUCUCUCUCUCUCUCUCUCUCUCUUCUCCCCUUUCUCUAUUAAAAAAUGCAUUUUUUCAAAGCCAUCUUGUAAAUUUCACUUUGGAGUUCCUAGAUAGGUGCUGGUCUCAUCUCACUAGAAGAACAACCUUCAGUGGCGACCAGAGCUAUAUGACAGAGGUACCACCACAUCCAAACCCUGGGUGAUUCAUGUCAACCAGGGUGCAAAAGGGUUUGGGUCUGUGGUGGGGGGCAGUGGUUUUGCCAAGCUUUUCAGCCUGGCAGAUCUCAGCAUUUUAACUUCCCCACCCCCACUGAAAGCAGUUAGUCACACCAACUCCAGGCUGUUGUAGCUGAGGGCUCCCAAUAAGAGAAGCUUUGGAUCCAGCUGAUCCACAGCCUGCUCUGCCCCACCCCAGUUUCAGGGCCCUAUGCUUGCUACCAGCAGGAGGAACACUGCUUGUUUUAGGUUCCCACCCACUGAGCAGGUGCAGUGGAUGCCUCCACCAUGGUAGGGCCACCUGCCUCCCUAGUGAAGUUGGUAGGGAGGCAACUCCAUAAUGUGAUUGUUCUCAAAGACUUCAGGCCUAAACACACUUACUAAGGAAUAAGCCCCAGUGAAGUGGAACAAAGCUGAAAUUUGUCAGCAGGCAUUCCCCUCCCCCCAGGGGGGGCGGGGAAUGCCUGAGAUUCCUCUUGUUUUCCUCAGUGCUUCAUGAAAGAAAGAAAAAGGAUGCUACUUUGUGAAAUUUCCUCCAGAUGUUCUCCAUUUUAUUCUUUUAUUUAGCUACUUAUUUUGUGUUGCAGUAGCCAAUUUGUACUUACAGUGCCCCAAAUAACAUGAGGCCUGGGACAUUGUGGAGGAUACAGGAUGGAGGCUGAGCUGCCGACACAGUUGGUUCUUGCUGCCAUUUGCAACAAAAGAAACCCCUUAGGGGGAAAAUAGAAAGAAGCUGAGCUGCCGCCACCACUGAUAAUGAUGAAAUUGUCUCUCGCAAAUAGGGUCGAGAUUUCAGUGGACAGCUCUGCAUUGAACAAACAUAUAUAGGAUUGAAGUGUGCACCCCAAAUUUAGUUGCAAAGACAUGGAAGUAGCUCACUUAAGAUACUGAGGCUAAACAAUAACAGAGUGUUGCAUUAUCUAAAGCAGCCUUCCUCCAUCACCUGGUCCUGCCAGGUGUUUUGAACUACCCAUCACCCCUGACCAUUGGCUGUGCAAGCUGAAGCUGAUGGGAAUUGGGAGUCCAGCAACAUCUGGAAGGCACCAGGUUGUGGAAGGCUGCACUGAAAGAAGCAUUCCUGUGCCUAGGAAUAACCAGCAAGCUAAAAUGCUUGGCCUGACAUCUUCCACUGUGUUGUGAGUUUCUCCCCUUCGCUGAUUGCCAUUUGCAUGGGAAUGGAAGCCCACAUAGUGGUGACACCACUAGCUGUCACCAGGGCAGGUGGGAGGAAGAAAAGGAGAAGCUAGGUGGUAGGUGCUCUGGAUGCCAAGCCUAUUACCUUCAUAAUGCUUAGCUUGCAAAUAAAGGAUGAGCUUGGCUAAAAAGGCUGAAUUUGGAGUAGGUGUACUUUUUUUUCCUUUUUUCUUUUAAAGACUCCUUUGAAAACAGAGAGUAAAAUGGCCCAACCUCCUUUGCUUUCUUGCCUGUUCGCUGUUGGGGUUUUUUGGUCACAGUUUUCUCUUUCUUUCCUAGGCAAAUCUGGCCAGCCUUUAAAUAGAGAAGAUUCAUUAGCUUUGCUAAUAAAGCUGGUGCUAGUGGGAGUUGUAGCUCAAAACAUCUGGAGUUUCAUAUUUCACCCAGUGAACAAACAAACAGAUAACAAUUUUUUUAGAAUAACAGCCCUUGAGUGCAUAAUUAGGUUGAAAGAAGCCUCUUUCGGGUGUAUCCAUAGGAUGUUUUGUUAACACUAACAUAUGUCACUGUAUCCUGAUCUCAACUCUUGCUGGUCCACGUCCCACAAACCCACAACAGACGACAACAUCCAGUUCAAUGUGCACAACACUGUUUGUGCCAUGAUGUUUGAUAUGGGCUUCUUCAGCUGCACCCCAUAGUUUUUAAUUUUCUCUUGGGCUGCUAAACCAGGAGUAGAGGAUGCUCCUGGUCUCAGUAGUGAUCCUGGUCUGAAGGGCUACAGCAAGCACCAAGAAAAGAAAUGAACUGGCAAGAUAAGUGGUUGAACUUAUCUCAUGCCUUAAACACAAAGGCAGCCUAUGCAUUUUCUUCCAACUUCAUCCUAUCCAGUUAAAUUUAACCAUCUAAUUGCAGGCAAACUGUUGCAGAGCAGCAGUGCAGUGUAUGUGCGAAACAGUCCCAUCUGCAUUCAUUUCCAGGGAGAGGCGGCUCUUCAUGCACGGAACUGCUUAUGCAGCAACUCCUUGGGUGCUGACUUUGGAUCAGUCUUCCCAACUGACCUUAGUGUGUCCAGGUUUUCAGUGCAGAGUGACCAAUAAAGGGAUGAGUCAGUGACAACAUUUUGUAUCAACAAAG